CACACCAUGGCAUUUAAGGUAAUUGCACUCGCCACCCUAUUGGCCGUUACCCUCGCCCGUCCUCAGAACACACCGGCCUAUGGCUAUGGCGCCACAACGCCCGCUUCAGGACCUGCCAAGUACGAUUUCAACUACGCCGUCAACGACCCACCAUCUGGCAACGACUUUGGCCAUCAGGAGGCUCGAGAUGGCCCUAACACUCAGGGUUCCUAUUACGUCCUCCUUCCCGACGGUCGUCUUCAGAGGGUCACCUACACUGUGAACGGUGAUUCUGGCUACGUGGCCGAGGUCACCUACGAGGGCGAGGCCCAGUAUCCUUCCACACCACGCCCCUAUACACCUGCCCCUAAGUAUGCUUAAGCGCAAUGUUUUAGUAACCACUGUAUAUAUAUACUUUAUUAAACUUGAACAUCGG
This is a messenger RNA of Penaeus indicus, 415 nucleotides long. RefSeq names its product pro-resilin-like. Lineage: Eukaryota; Metazoa; Arthropoda; Malacostraca; Decapoda; Penaeidae. The transcript has 2 exons. The coding region runs from base 7 to 360 and encodes 117 amino acids. Gene Ontology annotation, cellular component: extracellular matrix. The record is from RefSeq and is a predicted model, not a curated record.